Molecule: messenger RNA, 442 nt
Organism: Thlaspi arvense
Lineage: Eukaryota; Viridiplantae; Streptophyta; Magnoliopsida; Brassicales; Brassicaceae
Source: the annotation of a GenBank genome assembly
CUCUUGCUUAAUAUUGACAUAUUAAGGCAAAAAAGAUGAAGAAAACAAACGCAAAAUUAAUCACACUCGUUCUAGGGUUUCUAUUACUCAUGAUGAUGAUGCUUAAUCUAACUCAUGCGCUACAAGGUGGAAACGUAGAUGUAAGUGGAUCCAAAUAUGAAGAUUAUGGUCUUAUGGUGAGCGGGAGUGAGCCUCUCUUGAUGGGACGAAAGUUAAGAAGUUUAAAACCAAUCGAUUCUGGAACAAAGAAAAGAUCAACGAAAGGUUCAACCUCGAGAGAUUCAGCAAACGAAAUGGAGAAUCUGAUGAGAAGCGACUAUCCUUCACGUAUGAAAGGGAGGAAAAGGACACCAAUCCAUAAUUGAUGAUAUAUAUACAUGGUCAUUAAGUAGUUUAAGAAACUUAGAAGUUCAUUAUGUGAGAAGAAAUGUUAAUCAUGAGG